AAGGCCCAUAGAGACACACCACAAAAGCACCAAUGGCGGACGAUGUAGCACCAGCCAGAUACUCAUCAGAGGAUCCGCGUGCGGUGGUUCUAUGGUGACGGGAGGCUGAGGCAGUGUAUACAAUAAGUCACGCGGAACGACGCUGAGUUCGGUGAGAGGGUACACCUAAUGCGAUUAAGGUUUCCGGAAAUAUAAGAUGGCGGAAUAUCACAUUGUGAAAAAAGAGGAUGAUGAUGACGAUCCGAGUGACCCACAGGUUGUUGUUGAUGCUGGGAACUCGAAAGGUUCUCGGUCAAACGGCAAACAUCCUAAAGGAGAGGACGUGCUAGUUCUUAUAGGAAAUGACGUCAUUGAUGACGCGGUUAACCAUGACAACCAACAGGACAGUCACAUCCUUGGAGGCAUGGACGAUCCCAUCUGGAUCAAUCCAAAAACAAAAUGCGAUCGGAUUCGUUUACGGAUAGGGUCGGUAAUGGAACAUGUUUACUUUCGAUUCUGCACAAUUCUUCUCAUCCUCGUGGACAUAAGUGUGGUCAUUGCUGACCUUCUCACUCCGGACACUGUCCACUACCACCUGGCACUGGAGAUCGUGUCCAGAACCAUUAUCAGCUACUUCGUAUUGGAGAUAUUUCUCCGGAUGUUCUAUAAAGGCAACAAAUUCUUCAUGCACUGGGCAGACAUGCUGGACAUGCUCGUCGUCUUCGCCACAUUUAUCAUAGAUUUAGCCUUCAGCGAAUACGGAAGACUUGGAGUUGCCGGACGAUUUUUACGGAUUAUUCGGAUAGCUCGAGGUAUCUACAUCAUGUCCUCCGAAUACAGACAUUUCCAGCAGGCCACCCGCCGAAUGAAAUCUCAAAGCAAGCAACGCUACCGCAAAGAGGGAUUCGACCUUGACCUCUGCUACGUAACUGAACGGGUCAUAGCAAUGUCCUUUCCUUCGACCGGUGUCCGUGCCAUGUACAGGAACCCUAUUGGGUCGGAACAUUUGAAACAAUUAGUUGCAGUUGCUAAAUUCCUUGACACCAAACACACAGAUCAUUACCGUGUCUACGACCUUUGUAGUGAGCUCAAUUACGAUAGAUCCAUAUUCCACAAGCAAGUCCGGAAAGUGAAGAUUGAUGAUCAUAACGUCCCUAGAUUAAAGGACAUGAUGGCAUUUUGUCUUGACGUUAGAGAAUGGCUCGCGGCAGAUGACAAAAACGUAAUAGCAGUGCAUUGUAAAGGCGGGAAAGGACGGACCGGAACCAUGAUUUGCAUUUGGCUUAUACACACAGAGCUGUUCAACGAAGCACAGCAAAGUCUUGACUAUUUCGGAAAAAGAAGGACGGAGUUAAAUGUAGGGAGUACUUUCCAAGGCGUGGAAACACCUAGUCAGUGCCGGUAUGUGGAAUAUUAUGAGAAAGUGAAGUGGGAACUAGAUUGGACGUUACCUCCAGUCCGAUACUUAAAGCUAAAGACAGUCAACAUUACUGCCAUCAAAGGCGUAGGUAAAGGAGAUGGAUCGGAUCUAUCCAUGGAAGUAUACAUACCAUCGUCAAGUGGGGUAUUCAAGUGCAGCUUACACAAUAAUAACCGAUGUAAAUAUUCCCAUAAUAAGGAGGAGGAUAGAAUAACUAUUACCGUAGACGAUGACAGUCCUGUUUUGGAGAACGAUGUGAAAGUCAGAUUUAAAUCAUCGUCGAAAAAGAUUCCCCGAGUUUACGAUAAUUGUGCUUUCUAUUUCUGGUUCUACACGUCUUUCGUUACGGACAACAGAUUGUAUUUGCCGAGGGACUUUAUCGACAACCCUCACAAGAGGAGGGCACAGAGAACAUUCCGGGAAACGUUUAGUGUUGAAAUGCUCUUUGAGGACGCGACUUCAUCAGAAAUCGAUAACGACGGCCAGCAAUGAUGGACACAGCGUUUAACUGGACACAGAAUAUGAUGGACAAACAGUCCAUUGAAUGUCCGCGUGGGACAAUGGAAUGGUCGGUACCAUUCACAGUGUAUUGAUGGAUUAUUGAUUGGUUUCAUUGGCAAAGACUACAAGCAACUAUAGAGGAGUAGAUUUUAAUGGUUAUGAAGUAAAAGAGUGUUUUGAUAACCUAUUCGGAACCGUCGUGUAUUGGCAAAGCGAAGUGUUUUCUUCCUUGUGGAAUGAAUAGGAAACUCAGGUAUGAUAGAGAGCGCAUGACAGCCACGACUGACACCAUCAAACCGCGGAUCAGUCCCAAAGUCAUAGUUGGUGACUCUCUGCAACAAAGAUCUAACAUCUUAUCUAUGACGAUUCUAGUCUGGAUAAGAGUCUCAUUCUCGAUGUGGUGCAAAAGGCUAGGAUAUAAGGGGAGGUUUACAAUCGAAAGCCAUACCGUUAUACUCGGUAACAAAGGUUUUGUUCACAUUUCAAUGUAUCUAGUUGUUGUGACGUCAUUUUUUCUACUUUAAUGGUUGACGUUUUUCACUCUGUGAUCAUUCCGCAAACUUAUUUUUUUACCUUAACUCAGGACAGUGUUCAAUGUUCAUGUCUAUAUCUGACUUUUUAUACCAACGUCUCGAGAAAACCAGUGUGUGUGUAUGUCUCUCCUUCCGCUCACAGCGUCUCACUUGCUAAGAGAGUUGAAUGGAUGUGGUAUCUUUAAUGUAACAAUGUCGUGCUUAUAUAUCUAUAUAUUUAUAAAAUAUCUGGUCAUUUAUAUUAUCUGUCCGUCCGUCCGUCCGUCCGUUUCUUCGUUUCAUCAUCCAUUUUCAGUAGAAGUUCAAAUAGUUAAUUAUUAAGAGAAAAUGUUGUUGGAUAAAAACGUAACUCUUUAUUUUUCUUUUUGUAGCACAAAUAAAAUAUCUGCCGUAGCGAAAUGAUAUAGAUCUCAAAUAUAUACAGUUUUAGUAUGGGAGAUAAUUUAUAAUGUAUAAAUGUUUUAAUGUAUAUAGUUAGUCAAUUAGAUGUCAACAGAAUAGCAUAAUAUCUAUUCCCUGAUAAGAUAUAUAGUAAUUUUAGUAACAAGCUGCAAUAAACUACUGCAAAUUGCCUCACCAGAACUAAUGAUGUUGUGAUGAGGAAUAUUUUUAUAUAAUAAUUGGAGGAACAGUUGUCUGGUUGUAGGUCGUUGGGCUGGUGAUCACCGGAUCACCAGUCUGGGUCUUGGUAUGGAUUUUGUGGUGUAUCUUUGAGUAAGAUACCUACUCCGUUCGUUGUGUUCCAGUCGACUUAGCUUUGCAGAGCUUGAAAUAUUGUGUGCAAGUUGUCAGCGCCGAAUGGCAGCUCCGGCUGUACGCUUUCCAGAGAAUUGAAAAAAGGAUGGCAAGUAGCCUUAAAGGUCCGAUAAUCAUAAGGAUUACAUGGUGUCAUAUUUAAUGUAUAGUUGUUAAACAUUCCGAGCUCAACAAUAAGAUUGAAUUCCAUCGUAGUAUGUUUCCCUAUAGCAAAUAGAUCCGUCAAAUGAGAGAGAUAAAUUUCAUUUUAAUGUUUUAAUAUUUACUUUGACAAUCGCUCAAUGUCCUGAUGUUCAUUCAGAUCCAAUUGUGACAGUCUUGUUCUGCUUCGUGACAAUCGAGCUGUGUGACCUUCCUCCUAAAGACUGCGCCGAUCAUUACUUCAAUUCCAUGAAACUUGAAUAGCCUCUUUCAAAAAUGAAUUUGACAUGACACAAGAUAUCUACACAACUUUUAUAUUAUGGGCGUUAUACAUUUAUAUGUAAAACGUGUUAAAAUUCCUUACAAUUUUUAAUGACUAGUUGACCCACAUUUCGCCAGAGUACUGUAAAAUGGUUAUUAUUAUUUUCCAUAUUAACGUAUGCAUGAUACCGAGACUUUUGAUGAAAGUGAAUAUGUGUAUAUAUGUUAUAUAACUGCGACGUUAUGUAA
Messenger RNA from Pecten maximus, 3840 nucleotides. RefSeq names its product phosphatidylinositol 3,4,5-trisphosphate 3-phosphatase TPTE2-like. Gene Ontology annotation, cellular component: membrane; cytosol. The record is from RefSeq and is a predicted model, not a curated record. Gene Ontology annotation, molecular function: phosphatidylinositol-3,4,5-trisphosphate 3-phosphatase activity; protein tyrosine phosphatase activity; monoatomic ion channel activity. The transcript has 16 exons. Lineage: Eukaryota; Metazoa; Mollusca; Bivalvia; Pectinida; Pectinidae. Bases 197 to 1891 code for a protein of 564 amino acids. Gene Ontology annotation, biological process: transmembrane transport; monoatomic ion transport; protein dephosphorylation.